Molecule: messenger RNA, 957 nt
Organism: Polypterus senegalus (gray bichir)
Lineage: Eukaryota; Metazoa; Chordata; Cladistia; Polypteriformes; Polypteridae
Product: transcription factor Maf-like
Exons: 3
Coding region: 1-915 (304 amino acids)
Biological process (GO): regulation of transcription by RNA polymerase II
Cellular component (GO): nucleus
Molecular function (GO): RNA polymerase II cis-regulatory region sequence-specific DNA binding; DNA-binding transcription factor activity, RNA polymerase II-specific
Source: RefSeq, a predicted model, not a curated record
AUGGCGUGUACCCUGCACCUCCCAGAUCUUCCCAGCAGCCCGCUGGCAAUGGAAUAUGUGAAUGACUUUGACCUCAUGAAGUUUGAUAUUAAGAGAGAGCCUUUAGAAAACAGGGAUCCCGCCACUAAUCACCUGUACCAGGCCUCUGCUUGUGUGCCAACUGGGGAUUCCUUGACAUCAACACCUUGUAGCUCGGUGCCUCAGUCACCAAGUUUCAAUGAUCCUUCUGGCUUUGCUGGUGUGGAUCCAAAGGCUUCGUUGGAAGAUGUCUAUUGGAUGGCGACUUUGCAGCAGCAGAUGGGUCAUGACAGCAUCGGGAUGAGCGCCGAGGAUGCAGUUGAGGUUUUAAUCAACACAGCACAGCUUCAGGGCCUCGAGUCCAGUUUCAGAAGUGGAGUGUUUGGCCGUACUCCACAGCACCACCAUAGCCAUCAGUCUACCGGAGGACCUUCACCGAACCAAAGCUUCACGUUGACAGCUGAAGAACUGGAUAGCCAGCAACACAGUCAGAUGGUCACACCUGAUUUGCGACUGGAAGAGCAGUUUUCAGAUGAGCAGUUAGUAAGCAUGUCUGUCCGGGAGCUAAAUCGCCAUUUGAGGGGCUUCAGCAAGGACGAGAUUGUCAGGAUGAAACAGAAACGUCGAACUCUGAAGAACCGUGGCUAUGCGCAGUCCUGCCGCUUUAAACGUGUUCAACAAAAGCAGGUCCUGGAGGCAGAAAAGAGCCACUUAGCACAACAGAUGGAACAGCUACAAUGUGAGCUAACUCGGAUUCUACAAGAACGAGAUGCCUACAAGUCCCGCUAUGAGAAACUCCUGACCAAAAGCUUUGAAGACAGAGAGAGACCCCUGCUUGUUCCAUGCCUAGAAUCUCACCAGCCCCAUCCCAGGAAUUCAUUUGCUGAGGAGCUUUGAUAGGAUAUGCGGAUUGAUGGCACCAGUCGAGUGUCAUGGAAU